AAAAAAAAACUGAAAUUUAUGUUUAUUUUAUUCUUUUUAACGUAAGAACAAAGAGACUAACCAAAAAAAAAGAAAUGGUAUUAAUUUGUGUAAUGGAGGAUUAUAUAGUUUUUAUAUAUUAGAAACCGAGUAGAGUUUAUUCCCACUGUGCUGGCCGCUACUAUUUCUGGAUCGUCAGAACUGACCAAUAAAUGUACUCGCUUUCCUCAGGCAUUUUCUUUAUAAAACAUACAAGUUAAUAAUGGUGCCCGGUAGAAGGUUUUAGAAACAAAAAAAUUAAAAAACUGAAAAAAAAGGUGGAGAUUUUGUUUUUUGUACUUUUUUUUUUUUUCACAGUAUGGAGCUCAGGAAGAUGUUCCCUCUUAUCUUUGCUCUGGGUCUUUGCCUAUCGUUGGUUGGUUCAGCCAUGGCGGCAGAAGCAAGCAGUAGCACGCAAUCCAGAGAGCUUGAUCAGACACCCACAUGGGCUGUUGCUGGUGUCUGUGCUGUUAUCAUCAUCAUCUCCAUAGCUUUGGAAAAGAUUCUUCACAAACUUGGAAAGUGGUUUACGGAAAGGCACAAGAAAGCACUAUUUGAGGCUCUCGAGAAGGUUAAAGCUGAGCUGAUGAUUCUGGGUUUCAUUUCGCUACUGCUGACUUUUGGGCAGAGUUACAUUGCCAGAAUCUGUAUUCCAAUAAAGGUUGCAAAGUCUAUGUUGCCAUGUGCUCCAAAGGAAUCAACAACCGAAGAGGAACAACGUAGGAAACUUUUGUGGUUUGAGCGCAGAUUUUUAGCCACUGAUAGCUAUGGUCAUAUAUGCAAGACUGACUAUGCACCGCUUAUUUCGGUUAACGGCCUACAUCAAUUGCAUAUCCUCAUAUUCUUCUUAGCAGUUUUUCAUGUGCUAUAUAGUGCUGCCACAAUGAUGCUUGGGAGGCUGAAGAUUCGUGGCUGGAAGGAAUGGGAGAAGGAGACAUCAUCCCAUGAUUAUGAAUUUUCAAAUGAUCCUUCAAGAUUCAGGCUUACUCACGAGACAUCAUUUGUGAGAGCACAUACCAGUUUCUGGACUAGAAUUCCUUUCUUCUUUUAUGUUGGAUGCUUCUUACGACAAUUUUUUAGGUCUGUUAACAAGGCUGACUACUUGACACUGCGCAAUGGAUUCAUCGCUGUACAUUUGGCUCCUGGAAGUAAAUUUAACUUCCAAAAGUAUAUCAAGAGAUCGCUAGAAGAUGACUUCAAGUUGGUUGUUGGAGUAAGUCCUGUAUUAUGGGCAUCGUUUGUGAUCUUUUUGCUACUAAAUGUUCGUGGAUGGCAUGCACUGUUUUGGGCAUCCUUGAUCCCUGUCAUUAUAAUCUUUGCUGUUGGAACAGAACUUCAAUCCAUCCUGACAAAGAUGGCUCUGGAAAUCACAGAACGGCAUGCUGUUGUCCAAGGAAUUCCUCUUGUGCAAGGCUCGGACAAAUACUUUUGGUUUGGUCGGCCUCAUUUGAUUCUUCAUCUUAUCCACUUUGCUCUAUUUCAGAAUGCAUUCCAAAUAAUCUAUUUCUUAUGGAUAUGGUAUUCAUUUGGACUGAAAUCUUGUUUCCAUGCAAAUUUCAAGCUUGCAAUUAUGAAAGUAGCCUUGGGGGUUUUUGUGCUAUUUUUGUGCAGCUACAUUACUCUUCCUCUCUAUGCCCUUGUAACUCAGAUGGGAUCACGAAUGAAGAAAUCCAUUUUCGAUGAGCAAACGUCAAAGGCCCUCAAGAAGUGGCACAAUGCAGCGAAAAAGAAGCGAGGAGGCAAGGGAUCAAAAUCUUCCACUAUAACACUCGGUGGCAGCUCAACUUUAUCCACAACGCACUCUUCAGGACACACACUCCACCGUUUCAAAACCACUGGUCACUCAACCCGCGGUCCAACCUACGAAGACACCGAUGCAUCUGAUAUGGAAGCUGAUCCCUUGUCACCCACCUCGUCAACAACAAACUUGAUAGUAAGAGUUGAUCACGAGGAGGAAGAAACUGAGUUAAAGAAACCCCAUGUUGGAGAAGAAACUAAAAAUGAAGAUGAAUUCUCCUUCAGGACUUCCCAGAAACCAUAAGAUAUAUUAGCAUCAUAAAUAAUCUCUCAAUCCAUUGUAUUAAUUCUUGUUAAAUAUUAGGAAAAGAUAUUGAAAUGCUUGUACAUUAGCUUAUAACAACUUUUUUGUUUUCUUCUCUCCUUGGCUAGUUUAGCGAGGUCAUGAUACAUGUUUUCUGUGGCAAUUGGCUUUAAUGAAUAUGAGUUCUACAGGAUAUGAGAUUUUGAUUAA
Ziziphus jujuba (common jujube) is the source of this 2269-nucleotide messenger RNA. Its product is annotated as MLO-like protein 10. The transcript has 15 exons. The coding region runs from base 338 to 2059 and encodes 573 amino acids. The record is from RefSeq and is a predicted model, not a curated record. Gene Ontology annotation, cellular component: membrane. Gene Ontology annotation, biological process: defense response. Lineage: Eukaryota; Viridiplantae; Streptophyta; Magnoliopsida; Rosales; Rhamnaceae.